Messenger RNA from Lathyrus oleraceus (garden pea), 1434 nucleotides. RefSeq lists its product as uncharacterized. Bases 1 to 1434 code for a protein of 477 amino acids. The transcript has 2 exons. NCBI's taxonomy places the organism in Eukaryota, Viridiplantae, Streptophyta, Magnoliopsida, Fabales, Fabaceae. The record is from RefSeq and is a predicted model, not a curated record.
AUGCAACAAGAGGAUGAAUCACUUUUCGACGCUUGGGAAAGAUACAAAGAACUUCUAAGAGCCUGUCCACGCUAUGGGUUAGAGCAACGACUUAUAAUUCAUACCUUUUAUAUCAGACUCAUCUACAAUAUCAAAAUGACCAUCGACGCUGCCGCAGGUGGUGCUUUUAUGAACAAACCAUACCUCGAAGCUUGUGCUCUCAUUGAAGAUAUGGCACAAAACCAUUACCGAUGGGGAACGGAACGAGCAUCGAGUGGAACUACUUACGAUGAACCUAUAAACCCUAGGUUGAAUAAACCAGAGCCCUUCAAGAAAAAUGUUGUGAUCACACCCGAGAAACAAGUAGAGGAACCAGUAGAACCUGAGAAACAAAAAGAGGAAGAAGUUAAAGAUAAGGAAGGAGAGAAAGAUACUAAAGUUUACAUACCACCCCCUCCUUACAGACCACCAAUCUCAUUUCCACAAAGACUUAAGCAAACCAAAUUAGACAACCAAUAUAAAAAGUUUGUAAAAGUGAUUGAGAAACUCCUUGUCGAGAUUCCAUUCACCAAAGCGAUCACCCAAAUACCAUCUUACGCCAAGUUCCUUAAGGACAUCCUAACCAACAAACGAAGACUUGAUGAUCCUAAACCCUUAGAAUGCAAUUCGAUUACUGAAAAUAAACUUGCUAAAAAUGAGAAAGACCUAGGAAGUUUUUCUAUACCUUGUGCUUUAGGAAAUCAUGAUAUCGAUAAAGCACUCCUGGACUUAGGAGCCAACGUAAGCUUAAUGCCUUUAGCCAUUGGUAAUAGGUUAAACCUAGGAGAAAUGCAACCGACUAGAAUGUCCCUUCAAUUAGCUGAUAGAUCCAUUAAAUAUCCAAUAGGCAUUUUAGAAAACAUACUAGUUAGGAUUGGCCAACUCUAUAUUCCUACAGGUUUUGUUGUCAUGGACAUUAAAGAAGACGAAGAAAUCCCUAUCCUUCUAGGUAGACUCUUCUUAUCAACAGCAGGGGCUAUCAUAGAUGUCAAGAGAGGAAAAAUGACUUUCGAGGUAGGUGAUGAAAAAUUAGAAUUUAUAUUAUCAAAAUUCUUAAAAGCACCAUCCAUAGACGACUCAUGUUAUGUCAUCGACAUCAUCGACAAAUGCAUAAGAGAGUUAGACCAAGAAGACCCCGUUGAAACAAUUAAAUUACCUUUAACCCCCAUAAUGGAGGAUGAAGAAUUUAAAGACUCUUAUAUAUAUGACAACCUUCACGAAUGCUUAGCACUCACCCCAAAACAUAUGCCAUGUCCUAAGAAACCAUCAAUAGAGCUUAAGGAGCUACCUAAGAAUCUAAGAUACGAGUUUUUGGAUGAAGAACUAAAUCGUCCCGUCAAAGUAAGCGCCACCUUAAAUGGUGAUGAAACAAAUCAACUCUUAUAUGUUUUAAGAAAAUAUCCCACAGCUCUAUAA